AGGAAACGCAACGGAGAUGUAUUACUUUGGCACGCAGUUAUCCGUGAACCUGCUGGGCUGCGUGGUGGGCACCAUCAUCACUCAGUGGUUAAUUCUGCCACUCAUUUACCCACUGCAAAUUGUGUCCAUCAAUGAGUACAUCGAGAGGCGUUUCAAGUCUUCCAAACUUAGGAAAAUGGCCACGUCUUGCCAGCUCUUGCAGUACUUCAAUUUAUAUGGGUAUCUGCCUGUACGCCCCUGCUCUCACCUUGUCCACUGUCACUAGUCUUCCUACCUGGGCUUCCGUCGUCAGUAUGGGUAUCAUCUGCACCUUCUAUAUCACAAUUGGUGGUGUCAAAGCAGUAGUGUACACAGACGUGGUACAGACUCUGCUCAUGUUCUUUGGCGUGUUGGUGGUGGUGAUAAUAUGCUGUAUACGAUUAGGCGGCCUUGAUGAGGUGUGGACUAUAUCUGACCAGGGACACCGCAUUGAAUUCUUUAACAUGAACCCGAGUCCCUUUGAGCGCCAUACCUUCUGGACGUCGCUGGCACAUGGAAUCUACCUCAUAGUCGCCUAUGUUGGCCUCAACCAGCAGACUUACCAGAGAUUUGCGUCCGUCGAGACCUUAACAAUAUCGCUAAGGUUGUGCACCUUCUUCCUGUUCGGGCUGUGGGUUUUGUGGGUGCUGUUCUACUUCUCCGGGCUGGUCGCCUACGCCACCUACAGCACCUGCGACCCACUCACAGCCGGAAGCAUCGAGAAGCCCGACCAGAUCAUCCCUUUUCUCGUGGUUGAUAAGCUGGGGCACAUCACGGGCCUCCCGGGCCUCUUUGUGGCUGCGGUGUACGGCGGCGUCCUCAGUUCCCUCUCGUCGACGGCUAAUUCGAUCGCAUGUGUGAUAUGGGAAGAUUUCUUAAAGCAUCGGGAAUACUUCAAAGGCAUAAGUGACCGCAGUGCCACUAACGUCAUUAAGAUGCUGUCUGUGGCGACGGGGCUGCUGGCCAUCGCGCUCGGGCUGCUGGCGGGCAACCUGGGCUCGAUCUUCCAGAUGACCCAGACCGUCCUGGGCGCUAUAUCGGGCCCUCUCAUCGGCAUCUUCAUCUCCGGCAUAUGCGUGCCCUGGGCCAACGCCAAGGGAGCGGCAGUCGGGUUCGUUGUUUCGUUCGUCUCCUGUCUAACGCUGGUGAUCGGCAAGUUCCUGAGGGGCGGCGCCUCCCCGCCGAUGCUCCCGCUCUCCGUCGCCGGCUGCAACGCCACCGACGCCGCCGUCUUGGGCCUCAACACCACGACCCUCGACUACGAGAGUGACGUCACCACGCCCUACUCGGAGCAGGACUUCACCAUCGAGCCUGACAUGCAGGAAGAAUCCAAAAGCAUCUACGACAUCUCCUAUUGUUAUAAUGGAACGAUUGGCAUUCUUCUCACGGUCAUUAUCUGCAGCAUCGUGUCUCUAUGCACAGGCCCGAUGAAGCCAGACGAAAUAACCCACCUGGUGAGCCCGCCCGCCGCCUCGCUCUACCGCCGCUUCUGGAAGUACCGCGAAGGGAGGCAGUACACCGAGCGGGACAGGAAGGAUGAAGAUGAGGAUGUGGGGAUAUCGAUGGUUGUUAAGAGCACGUAGUUUAAGAAGCAUCCUCCUUCCUUUAUGUUCAGGAUCUCUUGAUGUGUAUUUUAUGUAGGCUGAGAUGAAGUGUUUUCAGGACCUUGGUGUGUAAAUAGAUCUGAGCAUCAUAACGUCAGUCAGCAAGAAACCGGUUGUGUACAGUUCCAGUUGUUGCAACUACAACCGCCUCAUCUAUAAGUCUACAUUAACGUUGUGUGUGUGGGGUGUGUAUGUGUGUGUGUGUGUGUGUAUGUGUGUGUAUAUGUGUGUGUGUGUGUGUGUGUGUGUGUGUGUGUGUGUGUGUGUGUGAGUGUGUGUGUGUGUGUGUGU
This is a messenger RNA of Penaeus chinensis, 1913 nucleotides long. Its product is annotated as sodium-coupled monocarboxylate transporter 1-like. Gene Ontology annotation, biological process: transmembrane transport; sodium ion transport. The record is from RefSeq and is a predicted model, not a curated record. Lineage: Eukaryota; Metazoa; Arthropoda; Malacostraca; Decapoda; Penaeidae. The coding region runs from base 132 to 1601 and encodes 489 amino acids. The transcript is spliced from 10 exons. Gene Ontology annotation, cellular component: membrane. Gene Ontology annotation, molecular function: symporter activity.